Salarias fasciatus (jewelled blenny) is the source of this 2631-nucleotide messenger RNA. RefSeq names its product tyrosyl-DNA phosphodiesterase 2-like. The record is from RefSeq and is a predicted model, not a curated record. Gene Ontology annotation, cellular component: PML body; cytoplasm. The coding region runs from base 410 to 1240 and encodes 276 amino acids. Gene Ontology annotation, molecular function: single-stranded DNA binding; 5'-tyrosyl-DNA phosphodiesterase activity. NCBI's taxonomy places the organism in Eukaryota, Metazoa, Chordata, Actinopteri, Blenniiformes, Blenniidae. The transcript is spliced from 8 exons. Gene Ontology annotation, biological process: double-strand break repair.
GGCGACGUGGUGUGGUAGUGUGAUGUGUGUGACAUCCACAGUUCACUUCAAGUCUAUGAUAGCAUCGUGGUUUCACACUUUUCUGGCAUUUCAAUAAACCUGUGGACAAGUAGAGGACGUCUUCAGAGUCUUGGAAUGGGAAAAGAGUUAGGCUGCCUGUCAAGAUAUAUACCAGACAUAUAUUAAGGACAGAACAGUCCCGGUGCCCCUCUACUUCCCGGCUCCGCCACCACAGACUGAACUGAGGUCACCUGAGGACGCUGCUUCAGGCUCCCCGAUCCACCGGACCACAGGCACCCUCUCCUGCCUGGAUCGGCCUGGUGAACGCCAGAUCUCUGAAAAACAAAACCUUUAUCCUGAGGGAUAGCUCCAGCUCCUGUGCCGUGGAUUUCCUCUGCAUGACAGAGACAUGGAUCAGCAUAGCAAAGACUUUACGGAAGGCAAACCGACACCAGCACAGAAACCCACUGAAGAGGAGGAUAGUGACAAGCUGUCUCUGAUCUCGUGGAAUGUGGACGGACUCGAUCCAGAAAACCUGCCAGAACGUGCCAACGGCCUGUGCUCAUAUUUAAUUUUACACACCCCUGAUGUGGUGUUUCUGCAAGAGCUCAUCCCACCCUACGCCCAGUACUUGAAGAAACGAGCCGUCAGUUACUUGGUCAUUCAAGCUGGUGAGGAUAAUUACUUCACGGGGAUGAUGCUGAAGAAAUCCCGAGUCAAGUUUGAGGAGAGUGAGGUGGUCUCGUAUCCCACCACGCAGAUGAUGAGGAACCUGCUCGUAGCUCGGGUGAGCUUCAGAGGGCAGAAGCUGUGCCUGAUGACGUCGCACCUGGAGAGCUGUAAGGCUCACGGACAGCAACGCAUGAAGCAGCUGCGGCUGGUGAUGAAGAGGAUGCAGGAGGCGCCCGAUGACGUUACUGUCGUGUUUGGCGGGGACACAAAUCUGAGGGACAUCGAGGUGGCCAAAGUGGGCCUACCAUCCACCGUUUGUGAUGUGUGGGAGCAGCUGGGCAAACAGGAGCAAUGCCGUUACACGUGGGACAUGGAAACCAACGACAACAAGAGCGUUGACUUUGUCAGUCGCCACCGCUUCGACCGGAUCUACUUCCGUCCAGCCACUAUGGAGGGAGUCCCCCGUCUGGCCCCCGACCACAUGGCCUUAGUGGGGCUGGAGAAGCUGGACUGUGGCCGCUACACCAGUGAUCACUGGGGAAUCUACUGUAGCUUCUCUCCAGAGUAAAAAUGACAUGAACUAUUACAAGGAUGUUGUUUCAGAGCAGCAGCAGCUGUUUAGUUUAUAACAUUUCUUCACGUUGGAAGAUCAACAAUGGAUUCAGACCACACUGACACAUUCUCAUUUUAAAAACAAAAACAUUUCAGACCUCAUUGAGGCUUUCUGUGAUUAUGCAUUGAUUUCCUUGAUUUUAACCCUCAGUGUUUCAGAUGGAAUGCAAUUUUCUUGUGAAUCAAAAUGACCAAAUGAAACAUACAAUAAGUAAAUGUUGGUUUAUUUUGAAUUGAAUUUACAGGUGCAUCAGGGAAGAAAAAAAACAGGAUAGAAACAGUGCUGGGCAAGUUACUAUUAAAAAGUAAUUAAUUAUAUUUAUUAGUUGUUUCUUCAAAAAGUAACUGAGUUAGUUACUAAGUUACAAUAUCUUAAAAUUAACUAAUUACGUGGAAAAAUAACAAGUACUGCCUUAAAAAUAUGGCAUUUGAAUAAUUUAGAUCCUGUCUUAUUUCAGAUGCAUGUUCAAGUAUUUAUUAUAAAAGUGAAUAUAUAUUAAUGAAAUAAAUGCACACUUGACAGAAUAAAUUACAAUCAGAAAACACUACAUUCAUCAGAAUUAUUCAGAUUUUGCUGUGUGAUAAUAUGAGACAAUACACCAAUCAAAUAUUUGAUGUGUAACAGUAGAUAGCAUUUCUACAUUUGCAAAAGAAUAAUAAAACACAAUAGAUAUAUGUCAGUAGAUUUCUCCACUUCCAUUUAAAAGCCGCAUUUAAAUGAUCAGAGCUCUCUUCAUGUUAUUGUCAGUAACAGUAACGGCGAAAAAAUUUAUUAGUGAGAUUACUCGUUACUAAAAAGUAGUAACGCCUGUUAGUAAUAGUUUAUUUUAAGGUCAUUGCUCCCAUCACUGGGCUGGUCAAUAAAACUCAAUUUGACCAAGAUAUGCAAAUGAGGUGAUGACAUCAUUUAUAGCUUUCCUGACUGAGGCGAUGGUAACAAUGGAUCUGUUUUAAAGAGACACUCAGUAUUUUUUUUCAAAACACAAGGUUAAUUAUAUCUAAUUUAAUUUUUAAGCAUUUAAUGCAAAUAUUUCACAUUAUGUACUUUCAUCUAAAUUAUUAUGACAUAAUAUGAACAGCACAACUCACCAGUCAGCUUUAUUUAUAUUGUGCCAAGUACAAAGUCAUUUUGAGGCACUUUUACAGAUAAUCAAUCAAUCAAUCAAUAAAUCAAUCUUUAUUUGUAGAAGCACUUUUCAUAUUCAAUAAAGACCUAAAUGAGUAAGCAUAAGCAACUGUGGAUGGGGAAAAACUGAAGGAGAGAGAAAGGGAGCACAGACUAGAAGAGAGGAAUUUUUUUUCUUUUUACAUUAUUCACUGAAAUUUAAAUAUAUGUUAGAUUUACUA